AUGCUGUUCGGAAUAACCCAAAACCAUGUCGGAUGUAGAGAUGUACCCGAAACCCAGCUGGAAAUCGAUGUGAGCGAUGGAGCAGGAUUGGAUGAGGAGGAUGACGACGAUAUGGAGCAGAUCACAGCCCAGAAGGUGCUGGAGAUCCUGGAGACGGCCUGGAUCAAUGAGAUGUGUGCUCCCGAGAUCCUGCCCAGCCAGACGGACAUGCUGGAGCUGAUGGUCUCCCAGGUGGCCCACAUGGAGGAGCAGAUGCGGGACCUGGACAAGAACGAUUUCCGGGCGGUGGUGCACUCCAUGGAGCUGGAGAGGGUGCGCUACAUAAUGGCCAGCUAUCUGCGGUGUCGCCUCCAGAAGAUCGAGACCUACACGCAGCACAUCCUCAACCAGGAGGCGAGUCGCGAACCGGACGACAAGCGUCUGUCUCCGGGAACCAAGUUCGCCCAGGAGUUCGCCGCCAGUGAUGAAUACUUCCACAAGGUGGCCACCCAGUACAUGCCCAACCAGCAGAGGGGAGAGGCCGAGCAGAGGAUCGUGACCCCCAACCUGAUGAGCCAUGUCUUCCUCAAGGCCAAUGUGGCGGUGCCCGCCGUGAUCGUGGGCGUCGAUGAUGAGGAGGUGGACAUGGGCGGGUCCCAGCACAUUAUUCCCUACCAACUAGUGGCCGACUUGAUACAGAACAACCAGGCGCAGUUAAUUUAAUAGGCUUAUUAACAGGUAAAAUACAUUAUA
Molecule: messenger RNA, 732 nt
Organism: Drosophila suzukii
Lineage: Eukaryota; Metazoa; Arthropoda; Insecta; Diptera; Drosophilidae
Gene: Sld5
Product: DNA replication complex GINS protein Sld5
Biological process (GO): double-strand break repair via break-induced replication; DNA-templated DNA replication
Cellular component (GO): GINS complex
Source: RefSeq, a predicted model, not a curated record